UGUCAGACGGUUAAAUUCUCAACAAUCAUUAAUAAAUUAACAAAAAUUAAUUUUUAUCACAAUGUCUCGGAGAGUACUUUGGCCAAAUUCUGCGAUAUUCUUACGGUGCACGAAGGCUACCAAGGCCAGAGGUUUUUUACGACAAAGCACUUCAAGAAGGUCACCCAUUGCUUGUUCGAUCUAGAUGGGACCGUACUCGACUCAGAAAUCAUGUAUCACAAAAUGAUAAAACAAAUAUGCGAAAAAUAUGGAAGGAAAUACACAAAGGAGCUUCGCAUCAGGAUGUACGGAGUUACGGACCGGGAGAUCUGCCUGACGGUGGUGAAAGAACUCAAGAUGCCGAUCUCAGCCGACGAGUUUGAGAUGCAACUCGGAGACCUCGCCAAGAAGGUCCUGCCGGCAGCCCCGUUACAAAAAGGAGCAGAGCGCCUGCUGACGCACCUGCACGACUACAAGAUCCCCAUGGCUCUGGCCACCAAUUCCACGGAGCAAGCGGUCCGGCUCCACGCCACUGCCAGGCCUAGGCUCUUUGGGCUUUUUAACCAUAAGGUGUGCGCCAGUGAUCCGGACGUGGACCGGGGCAAGCCGCAUCCGGAUAUCUACCUCGUCGCAGCGAACCGCUUCCCGGAAAAACCAAAACCUAUACAGUGUCUUGUGUUUGAAGAUUCAGCAUGCGGCGUAGAGGCUGCCACUGCAGCUGGAAUGCAGGUGGUAAUGAUCCCCGAUCCCCGUUUGGACCGCGAGCAAACCCGCCACGCAACACUAGUGAUACGAUCUUUGAUGGAUUUCCAACCGGAACUUUUUGGAUUACCUCCUUUUGAUGAGAAACCGGAGAGACGAGAAAUGCGGGAUGCUUCUCCUACAAAAUAAUUGUCAUUUUUGGAAAUAUUUCGGGUAUAUACUGCCAUCUAUCGGCGAGUAGUCUUAUUAAUGGACUUGUCAGCGCCAUCUGUAGCAGACUUUUUAGGCUGUAAUGAAGUAAGUUGUGUAAACUAAAAUAUAGAUGUCGCUUUACGUGAAACAAUUUUUUGCAUCUUACUAUCGUCACUAAACAAUAUUUAAGCUAAACUUUUCGCGUUUAUAAGUUGCCAAAUUUUCCUAUAUUUUUGAGGCAUUUAUACUUGCUCAUUGUUACGCUAUUUUGGUGAAAAUUACGUCUCACCUCACCAACUACCAUGGAGUAGCAGAUACAUGUUCGAAGAAAAUGUAUAGAUGGCGCUGUAUCC
Messenger RNA from Ostrinia furnacalis (Asian corn borer), 1226 nucleotides. Its product is annotated as probable pseudouridine-5'-phosphatase. The annotation marks the transcript as partial. Gene Ontology annotation, molecular function: phosphatase activity. Lineage: Eukaryota; Metazoa; Arthropoda; Insecta; Lepidoptera; Crambidae. The record is from RefSeq and is a predicted model, not a curated record. The transcript has 7 exons.